CUUCCAAAAAUGUCAGAACCUUCACAACUUAUGACAGAAAAUACACGUUCUGAUCUUUAUGUUGCACUCCCUGUUCUCAGUCAAGGAAAGAAAUGGGUCUUACUAUACAGUACAUGGAGGCAUGGCAUAUCUCUUUCAACCUUAUAUAGAAGAAGCAAUCUUUGCCCUGGGUUAAGUCUACUGGUUGUUGGAGAUCGUAAAGGUGCAGUGUUUGGUGGUUUAGUUGAGGCACCUUUGAAACCAUCAACAAAGAAAAGAUACCAGGGAUCGAAUGAUACAUUUGUGUUUACAAAUACACCAGGGCGUCCUGUUAUAUAUCGCCCCACAGCAACUGCAUUUUCUUGA
Molecule: messenger RNA, 345 nt
Organism: Lactuca sativa (garden lettuce)
Lineage: Eukaryota; Viridiplantae; Streptophyta; Magnoliopsida; Asterales; Asteraceae
Source: RefSeq, a predicted model, not a curated record